AUGGGCACGCGCAAACGUAAACGUGCCCGCCCGAGACGGAAGAGAGAUUAUUUCUCCGAUACCCCAGCUGAGAUCAUCGAUCAUGUUAUGAGUUUCGUUCCCAGAUCGGGCCUCAUAAAUCUUUGCCUGGUGAACAAAUCCCUUCGCUCCUAUGCUGAGCCCUUUCUUUACUCCACCGUUGUGUUCGAGUAUGCUGAAAAUUGGCAACCCCCAAUCAUCAAUCUUUUGCAAACACUUCUCCGGAGACCUGAGCUGCUAGCUUAUAUCCGUACCCUCGCAUUGGGUGGAAAUGACAGGGCCGAAACCAAACUGUAUUCUCUAAAGCCUAUAGGAUAUAGAGUCCAGAGUUAUAUGCCGAUCAUAGAAAGGCUCAGACUACCAGUCACUAAUCUCUGGGUGCGAAGACUCCGGGAGGCCCAUGUGGACGCUUUUGCUGCUCUGUUGAUCGCGCAAGCUCCCAACAUAAGACGACUCACCAUUGCUGACAAUUGGCUCCGGUCGCCUGAUCUUCUUACACAGCUUCUCCGGCACGGAGCCUUGGGCCAGCCUCCCAUGUGGAAGCGACUUGAACAGCUAGUCUUCUUCGCCCCCUUUGUUGUCCAGACACCCGACGUUGCGAUGACUACAUUUUACCUAUCAACGGUCACAGACUUGGCGGUUUCACUCGGCGACAUGCAGGUUCUUCCUUGGCCAACAGCUGAGCCUGAUCUUGACCACCUGAUUUCACUGGACGUGACUUUGCGGGACGUCAUGAGCAAUUGUGCAACCAUGGUGGCUGGAUUGCUUGCCCGAACACGGUGCCUCAAGUCACUUUAUUUGGAAUGGGAAUACUACCCCGACGCGACAGGCAUGGACUUUGAGGAGAUCGUCCCGGCGUUGCCACCUGUUAAAGCUACUUUGGAGAGCCUUCGGCUUAGAAUGGAGUUUUCUCGCCACUGGCGGCUCCGUGACGACCCAAAUAUGACUCCCAACGGGUCUCUGGGUUCUCUGCUCGAUUUCGACAGGAUAACAAGGUUCGAAGUGCCGUUGGUGGCUCUGGCGGGUUGCGGAGUCGACGCAAAAUCUUUGAUUCCUUCUAUCCCUCGCAAUGUGGAAGAACUUUCACUAUCAACUGAUUUAAUUUACGAAAAUGUCAAAUGGCUCCCGGACUUGAGUAACCACGGGCCGCAUGAGAGCAUCGUUAGCGUAAUUGAAGAAUCGUUCAGGCACUACCGUACGAGCCUCCCACGGCUGCGCUGUAUCAAGAUAAUUGAUACCGUUAACGGCUUCAAAGGUGGAAGAAUAGAAAGGUUACUGGAAGAGACUUCUCCUGUUGAUGGUAUUGAUAUCGAGAUUGUUCGUGACAUGUUGUCUCCUUGGAGGGAGAAUCUUGAUGACUUGUGGGAUGCAUUUUGGAAAUAG
This is a messenger RNA of Clonostachys byssicola, 1401 nucleotides long. NCBI's taxonomy places the organism in Eukaryota, Fungi, Ascomycota, Sordariomycetes, Hypocreales, Bionectriaceae. The record is from the annotation of a GenBank genome assembly.